This is a messenger RNA of Lynx canadensis (Canada lynx), 14357 nucleotides long. It is a transcript of the gene AGO2, whose product is annotated as argonaute RISC catalytic component 2. Bases 51 to 2411 code for a protein of 786 amino acids. The transcript is spliced from 16 exons. Gene Ontology annotation, molecular function: RNA binding; protein binding. Lineage: Eukaryota; Metazoa; Chordata; Mammalia; Carnivora; Felidae. The record is from RefSeq and is a predicted model, not a curated record.
GGCGCGCGCGCGGCCGCCCCUCGGCCCCGGAGCCCCUCGGCGGCGCCACCAUGUACUCGGGAGCCGGCCCCGUGCUCGCGCCUCCUGCGCCGCCACCGCCACCCAUCCAAGGAUAUGCCUUCAAGCCUCCACCCAGACCCGACUUCGGGACCUCCGGGAGAACAAUCAAGUUACAGGCCAACUUCUUUGAAAUGGACAUUCCAAAAAUUGACAUCUACCAUUAUGAAUUGGAUAUCAAGCCGGAGAAAUGCCCGAGGAGAGUCAACAGGUAUUCCGUCCUCUCAUCCCUCAUCGGUCUCGACCGGCUGACGCGGGUCCCGGCGUUAAAGGGUGGCCCCCUCUGGCUCUGUCCCACCUACAAGGCCCGAAGGUGGCCUCCAGGGAUCAGGCAGACAGAGCCCAGGUGGCCGGCAUGGAAGGGGCACCACCGGGCACACCCCACGUCACGCUUUUGCUUUUUUUUUUGCUGUUUUUUCCCACCUGUAGUCUCAGCAACUGCGUUUUAUAAGGCACAGCCAGUAAUCGAGUUUGUUUGUGAAGUAUUGGAUUUUAAAAGUAUUGAAGAACAACAAAAACCUCUGACAGAUUCCCAAAGGGUAAAGUUUACCAAAGAAAUCAAAGGUCUGAAGGUGGAGAUCACGCACUGUGGGCAGAUGAAGAGGAAGUACCGUGUCUGCAACGUGACCCGGCGGCCCGCCAGCCACCAAACAUUCCCGCUUCAGCAGGAGAGCGGGCAGACGGUGGAGUGCACGGUGGCCCAGUACUUCAAGGACAGGCACAAGCUGGUUCUGCGCUACCCCCACCUGCCAUGUUUACAAGUCGGACAGGAGCAGAAACACACCUACCUUCCCCUCGAGGUCUGUAACAUAGUAGCAGGACAGAGAUGUAUCAAAAAGCUGACCGACAAUCAGACCUCAACCAUGAUCAGAGCGACUGCCAGGUCGGCGCCCGAUCGGCAAGAAGAGAUUAGCAAGCUGAUGCGAAGCGCAAGUUUUAAUACAGAUCCGUAUGUUCGUGAAUUUGGAAUCAUGGUCAAAGACGAGAUGACAGAUGUGACCGGACGGGUCCUCCAGCCGCCCUCCAUCCUCUACGGGGGCAGGAAUAAAGCGAUCGCCACCCCUGUCCAGGGCGUCUGGGACAUGAGGAACAAGCAGUUUCACACGGGCAUUGAGAUCAAGGUGUGGGCCAUCGCGUGCUUCGCCCCCCAGCGCCAGUGCACGGAGGUCCACCUGAAAUCCUUCACAGAGCAGCUCAGAAAGAUCUCGAGGGACGCUGGGAUGCCAAUCCAGGGCCAGCCGUGCUUCUGCAAGUACGCCCAGGGGGCGGAUAGCGUGGAGCCCAUGUUCAGGCACCUGAAGAACACGUACGCUGGCCUUCAGCUGGUGGUGGUCAUCCUGCCUGGCAAAACCCCCGUUUACGCCGAGGUCAAGCGCGUGGGAGACACGGUGCUGGGGAUGGCCACGCAGUGUGUGCAGAUGAAGAACGUGCAGAGGACCACGCCCCAGACCCUGUCCAACCUCUGCUUGAAGAUCAACGUCAAGCUGGGAGGCGUGAACAACAUCCUGCUGCCCCAGGGGAGGCCACCCGUGUUCCAGCAGCCCGUCAUCUUUCUGGGGGCCGAUGUCACCCACCCACCCGCUGGGGACGGGAAGAAGCCCUCCAUUGCCGCCGUCGUGGGCAGCAUGGACGCCCACCCCAACCGCUACUGUGCCACCGUGCGGGUUCAGCAGCACCGGCAGGAGAUCAUCCAGGACCUGGCCACCAUGGUCCGCGAGCUCCUCAUCCAGUUCUACAAGUCCACGCGCUUCAAGCCGACCCGCAUCAUCUUCUACCGCGACGGCGUCUCGGAGGGGCAGUUUCAGCAGGUUCUCCACCACGAGCUACUGGCCAUUCGCGAGGCGUGUAUUAAGCUGGAAAAGGACUACCAGCCAGGGAUCACGUUCAUAGUGGUGCAGAAAAGGCACCACACGCGGCUCUUCUGCACCGACAAGAACGAGAGGGUUGGGAAAAGUGGAAACAUUCCGGCAGGCACGACUGUGGACACGAAAAUCACCCACCCGACCGAGUUUGACUUCUACCUGUGUAGUCACGCCGGCAUCCAGGGAACAAGCAGGCCUUCCCACUACCACGUGCUUUGGGACGACAAUCGUUUCUCUUCCGACGAGCUGCAGAUCCUCACCUACCAGCUGUGUCACACCUACGUGCGCUGCACGCGCUCCGUGUCCAUCCCGGCGCCGGCGUACUACGCUCACCUGGUGGCCUUCCGCGCCAGGUACCACCUGGUGGACAAAGAACAUGACAGUGCCGAAGGAAGCCAUACCUCCGGGCAGAGUAAUGGGCGAGACCACCAAGCCUUGGCAAAGGCGGUCCAGGUUCAUCAGGACACGCUGCGCACCAUGUACUUUGCUUGACGUGUCGUAGUGUUUACGAUGGUGUACGGAGUUGGAUUCACAUGAGACCAGCUACACUCAGACCAACAGAUGCCCAGCCCUUCCGUGACAGCCAGCAUCGAACAUGAGACGUCAUCGAUUUUCGUAGAUUCUCCAUCUUCCAGAAUGCCUUCCGUCCCGGAUUUCAGACUUGGAUUUUGAACUGCAGACCUGUAUGAGACCCCAUUGUCGUAGGAAGUAUGGUUUGCCAAAAUCUAGAAGCUGCUUCUUAAAAUAGAGUCCCGUGUUUCCUAAAAAUCUCCUAAAACCAGUCUAUGAACUCAGGGCUUUAAAACAUUUUUAAUUUAUUUGGUCAUUCGAUUUACUUGUUUUUAAUACGUGAUUCUCUAUGAAAUUGAUGGGCUCAAACUAGCUGUGAACGUUCUCAGAGAGUGGAAGCAAAACACAGAGCACGGCAGUGGUUUUAAAGCCUUGAGCGUUGUGACGGGGUCGCUGACGUCUACACCAGAGUGACCCUAGUGCGCUCCUGACAGGGCUCACACAAGCUCUUCGGGGCCGAGGGCAGGUGGCCCGCCGAGGCGCCCACGGGCGUCUCGCUCUGUCACCACCCGCCUCUCACUCAGCUUGAAAUAAGGAGCGGGGGCAGAAGACGGGCCAUGUGUGUUUACAACAUUUAUAGGUCCAGAGAGAUUGGCAGACAAGUGCCAUUUUAAUAAAAAUUUAUUUAAAAAAAAAAAAAGAAAAAAGACAAUAUGCCGACAGUCUAAUCGUAAGAUUUGUCCUAUAGGACUGUGACAUUUAUUUUCCAAAGUUUCUAAAGAAUACGGGUCUGUGGUGAUAAAUACAGUACAAUCCUUUUUCACUGUUAUGUCUUUAAUGUAAGAGAAAAAAUAUAUAUAUCUGGUUUGCAGUAUUAAUGUGAUAGGUAGAUGCUGUUUUUCAUUUUAUUGACUAUGGGGUGCUUAUUGUGAUCUGUUUAGCAUAUCAGGAGUGUUUUGGAGCCUGGAGACUGGACCGCCUCAUGUGGUUCUCGCGCUUACGUACAGGAGUAUGCAAUUGACUCAAUGUGACCGCGACCCGCCUUCCCCGCGUAGAUUGCGUAGCCUGUACCUUGGGGGGCACCGAGCGCGCACGGCAGCCGCUCGCCGCCACCCCACCUCCCGCCCCCGUGUGUUACUCAGCCGGUUAAGCACAGAUGGAAUGUACUUAUUCUUCCAUUCCUGGAACAGGUCCACGUGUCGGAGUGCACUUCUCUCUGCGUCUGGUUCUCUGUUAGACGAGUCUCGUAGGAUCUAUGCACUGAAACGCGCAGAGAGCCGUCGGCGGUGGCUCCCCGUUGGGCGCGAGGCCAGCGGCCCGCGACGGAGCCUGCCCGCGGAGGUGGCGGACUGCAAAGCCCGCAGAAGAGAUUUGCAUUCUGGGCCCCAGACGCGGGUUUGCCAAUCUAGAAACCGUCGCACUAAGCGUGAUACCACGGACAACUCCGGAAGGGUAACAGCAGACGAUUCUGUGCUAAGUGGGCUGUUUGUCCUCGUAGACAGUUUUUAAAACAAAUCAAAUCCACGUUCAGUGUAGAGAUUCGGGGAAGGAGACGAGCCCUUCCCCCCCCCCCCCCCCCCAGUGCUGCUUUGUGCUCUGUAGGCUUACCCCUCCCUGCCGACGGCCCUCCCCGGACCCCCUCCCCGACACUGACCUCUGGCCCUGCGGUGGGACGGGGGUCCCGAUGGGCUGCCUCUUGCUGGAGACAGCACCCCCACCUCCAUCCUUGUCUGCUGGCUCGGAGGGGGGAGGGGCGACCACAGGCGGGGCUGUGACCGACACUCGGCCUAGAUUUUGGCGGCGAUGACAAAGGGGCGACUAUUGUUUGUGAAGAUAUAUACUCAGAGUGGUGUGUGCGUGCGUGUCUGUGUGUGCAUGUGGGUGUCUUAGUAAUGGCGUUAGCCUUUUCUUGCUGUAUCUUUUUUGUUUUGGGGUUUUUUUUGUUUUUUGGGUUGGUUGGUUUUUUUUUGUUGUUAUUUUGUUGGUUUUUGUUUUUUUGUUAUUUUGGUCUUUUUAAAUGAACAGAAGCCUCUGCUCUAAGAAAUGUUGCAAUUCCCUGUCCUUUUAUUGGCAAGUGGCACUUUCUCCUAUUUUCAGAAGGAUACCAAUACACUCUUGGCUUAAAUUACCAGGAGCAUCCAAGCUAAGGAGGGAAUCUCUUCACUAAUACACCUUCGAAAUCUGAAAUUAGGUUAGUUUUCAGCCAUGUUUAGGGUCAUCUGGAACCGUGUGUCUCAAAGGCUUGUUUCUGCGACCUGCCACAGGGUCCUGGCGGUCAGGGCAGUGGCGGUGCUUGGUAAAAAUGCAGACCCCUGAAUCAGAUUCUCCAGAGCUGGGCUGGGCGUCUGUAUUUUGUACCUUCAGCCGGGAUUGCGGGGCUGCCUGAAGUCUGAGAACCCGUGAGGGAGAACUUUCUGAAGAGUAAUCUCCCUCGAGCACCGAGGGCCCAGCCCGGGGGAGCCCUUUGGCAGUGUGGGCAGGUGCCUUCUAAGCUAACGCCUAGGAGAGAUCACAGGCUGACAGAAAAUUAGACCUUUUUUUUCUUUAAUCAUUUGAAGGCAAGGUGUUCCUUUUCGUGGGCAUAGUACUUCGAGAAAGGUACUUUGUACAGCCCUAUGCUAGUUUUAUAAAACCUUUCAUGCUAAAAGCAUUAACAGACCAAACGUCUCCAGCUGGGUUAGCUGCAUACCUUUGUACACAUCUGAUGAUUCAGAAUUCAAAUGGCUGUAGUUACAGUUUCUCAGGUAAAUAAUUGUUUUCCCAAAUUUCUACCAAUCCCCCCGUUACUAGGAUCAGUUUUGAGACAGCGUAAAACCUCAAAGUGCAGUAGACUAAGUCUGAGCCCUGUUCAUGCGGAAGCCAAAAGGGGCCCUCGCCCGUCUCUGACUGUGCUUGCACCCCCCGCCCCUGGGCUACCUCGGCCCUCGUGGCCCCAGAUUCCCAGGGGAGCCCCGUCCUCCGCGUGCGUGCGGUCACCGGAGGCUCGGGGCCCGUGUGGACUCGAGUGGCGUCCGCUCGCUGGCUUUGCCCCGCCCCACUGUUAAGUAAGGUGUGCCUUGCUUUAAGCAAACUGAAUGUGAAAAUUAUGAUGUAGAAAUCUGGAUUCAUUAAAGAGGAAAACUAGGAUUUAUCUCGUCUCUUUCAAAGAGGUCUCCCAAUGAGAUUCUUAUACUGGUACUCUUCCUAGUAGAUUUUAAAAUGUUCGCUUUAAGAGAAAUGACUGUACCCCCCCUCCCUUCCCCACUGUUCUGCUCGCCCCGCUCUCGCCCUAGUGACAAAGCAAUGAAGGAAACCCCGGGGGAGCCGAGGGCGGCCGCUGCUUUGUGCCCGUGCCCCUUGGGGACGCUGAGAUUCCAGCCUGUUUGUGUGCUACAAGCUCAGAAUUGCCUAGUGCGGAUACGUUAUUGUAAAACUGGGCAUACCUGUGCUUUUAGAAAGGGACUGUUUGGUUUGGGAGUUGAGAAAUCUUCACACACACACUUUUGAUACGUUAUAGGGUCUGCUUUUACUUGUUAACGUGAUGUCGCUUUCUGGUGGUGGUCUCACACUCCCGUGGAUGAAUGUUUGCACUCUAGAACCACAGGCGGCCCCUGGCCCUCGGUGGGUGGGGGUGGGGGGGGGGGGCUUGCCCGAGAGGGACGUGGUGGCAACGGAGUGAUUUCCCUGCUCUUUUGAGGUUGGCCGGGGUCCCUGCUCUGACUGAUGUUCACCCUGGCUGCGGGGUGCUCAUUGGAAAAGACCGUGUAGUUCAGUUCCUGCAGCGGGGUGCGGGGUAGUUUUACUGAUGUCAUAUUAUAUGUUAUUUUUAUUGUUGGUAAAUGCAAAUGUUGCUAUUUAUUUUUUUUCUUUCUGCUCUGGUUCGAUUUGGCCGAUGUGGAUAUCCCAGUGCAUGUGGUACCUGAUGGAUAUGCUAGCAGUUUCUUUCCCCCAACUUUUAUAAAUUGCCUAAUGUUUACCUGCAAGUUUGCCGGAUGAUUUUAUUUUUGAAAGCCACAAAUGUAAUUUUUCUGGAUGAAUUGUUUUUCUUAUAUAUGCAGCAAUGUAAUUUUACAUUGAUCUGCAGGGUGAUUUAAAUUUUAUUUUUACAAGGCAGUUUUUCAGUCAAAUUAUAUAUUUGAUACAAUAUGUUAAGGGUAGACCAGCCAAGCGUCCUGCAGUUGGGACACCAGACUGUCUCUGGGGGGCCUUGGGGGGCUGGGACGGCUUCUCUUGGUUGCUUGGCAUCAUGGAAGCACUUGGCUUGGUUCGUGGAGCCGUCAGGAUCUGGAUGUACUCCUUCAACGGGACUUUGAUCUGUUGGACAGUUAAAAGGAUUUUUCAUGGGCAUUUUCCUUCACCUAAGGCAGUUCCAUUAGGAGGAGCUUUAGAAGUUGACAUAAUCCAGACAGUGGACAAUCCCAGUGGCCCAGACAAGCCAUAGAAAUUUCCCUGUGACCUCUCUUUGACUCAUCUCUCACGCUCAUGAGAAAAGGAAUGUACAAUAAAUAGAAACUUCCUCAGUGUUCGUACGCCUCACUUUCAGAAUGCAAAUAGUUUAUUUAUAUUUUAAGCCCUUCCCCAGAGUAACCAAGAAUCUUCUCCCUCGAGCUGCCCUGCCUGCGGGUUUCGGCUGCGGUGACGUUCUCUUCAGUGUGGACACGGUGCACGUGUGACUUUGUAAUGGGGCUGUCUGUGUUACACACACACGCUGACUCUUUUGUAAGGAAGAUUUUCAACUCAGAAUAAUUGCACUGAUUUUUUGACAACUUCCUUUUUAUUAUGUCCAACUUUGCAUCUGCUGUACUUGUUUGAAAUGAUUGUAAAUAGAUGUAGGGCCGCAAACGUGAUAGGAACGCGACGUGUCGCUUUGUUGUAGGGUACUGGCACGUUUUCAGUAUUAUGUGUUAGAGUCGCGUGGACUUCACUCUGCCUCUUUAGCCUUGUGUCUGCUGACCAUUCAUGAAGGACAAAUUAGCCUCGUUUUCUUGUUUUCCAGAAAGGAAGUUUGCAGUUUAUUGAAAGGAGAGUAUGCUCUCCCGUUGAGGUCUGAAGAUUUAACUUUAAGAGGGUUAAUUAUAAAUCCUUUGAACGCUCUCUUUGGUCUAAUUCCUGGUUGUUUUUCAUGGCUCCUUAAAGCAUUUUCUUCCAGUUCCAUCCAGCAUCUGACAGUUCGGAUCAGAAGCAUCUGUGUGGCCAAUGUUGCCAGACGGUGAGGGCCUCCCUCACUUCUCUUUGGUCAGCCAUCAUUUUAAAGCCAUGAGAUCACUGUUGUGUCAAAACCGUCAUUUGUGGCUUAGCCCAUCGAUGCUGGAGAGACCUGAGAUCCAGCGCUGUUCCUUUAUGCCUUGUGACGUUGCUAGAUGAGAAGUAUGUGCUCCAGCCCACAGCCCACAGUGUGUAAUUGUUUGCGGUCAGGCUACCCAGUAAGACACACACGGAGCUUCUAGACCCAAACCAGACACGAAUGUGUGUCAACGUAGCGUCGAUGCCAUCGUGGUGCCCUCCGUAAUGCUUUUUUGGUUAUGUUUUGCCAUUUUAUUGUCUAAAGUGAAUGUAUUGGCCUAGCCGAAUCACCACAGAAAGUGGUUUCUGAAUACGUUUUAGUUUAAAAAAAAGUAAAUAAAUGCAGAUAAAGGCUACCUCUGAAUUCUCAGUAGAUUCGUGUUUGCUCUUAAGCGUAGCUAUCCACACUGAAAAUAGCCAAAACGUUGCCUGAAUAAACUGAAUUGUGAACAUCUCUCUCUCCAGUUCUGGCUUGAAAACGCGUGUGCCAUACUGUGACCCGUGGGCAGUCCCCUCCUCCCCCUCGGAGGUAAGAGAGGCGGGCCGGGACUCCUCGGGGCUGCCCGGCUCCGUUUUAGGACUCGUUUUAGGACUCUAAGCAGCCAGCACGAAUGAAACGGAAGAGCCUCCCGCACCGUCCUCCCAGGCUGGCGGGAGCGCCUCCGUGCGGGGCUGCGUGCAGCGAGACCCUGAAGCGGCCUGUGGUCCUGGCCUUGUGCGCUUCCCUGUUUGCUGUGAGAAAGCACUCUCUUCUCUGCUUCACUUGUGAAUGGGUUGAAAAUGGCUCCCUCUGCGCUCUCCUCCCUUUUUAUACGCUCUGUAAAAUCACAAAGGUGCUUAAACACCGACUCUUGUGCAAAAAUAAUCCAUCUAAAGUGGCCGUGUGGUCGCAGGAGACAGUGCGGUCGUGAUCGGCCUUUGACCUUGGAACCUUGAGUUACCGUCACUCCCUACUUAAAAAUGAUCUACGGUUUAAAAGCAAAAUGUUCUGUCCGAGUCCAAGGCCCUUUGUUUGACCGGACAUAAGGGCCCACAGCCAGCAUCUUGAAGUCGGAGUUCCCAGGGCCCCCUGGGUCAUCUGACACUAACUCGCUAACUCGCAGGCAGUCUGUCCUGAGAGUCUGUCACCUACCGCUCUGAAUAGCCCUCCCUGUGAUUAACCACUUUGCUGCCAGAACGUCCUUUGCCCACACGCUGCCGUGGGUCAGUCGGGGUCGCCCUCUGCCCUCUUCACCUCUUGUCUUUAGGCUCGUUAGGUUCUCUCAUCUUUGAAGGUCCGCAUUUGCUGCGAGACCCCUCCGUUGGUUUGCUCUUAAAUUGUUGAGGGACGGGCGGGCGGUUUUGCGGGAACGGACAUCUGGGGGCGUGGAGGUUGCUCUGCUCGCUCACCGGACGCUCAUCAGAUGCUGACUUUGGCGCAGAGAGGUUACGCGUGUAACAUGACCUGGCAGUUUUUGCCUUUAGCACUGUCGUUUUGGGUUUUGAUGCUUUUCUCGCUGCGCGGCUGCUUUAAUCCUGAAAGAGCUAAGUGUCCUUUGCGGUCUUUCUACGAAUGUUUUGUAAUGGCGCGACUACACUGUUUUGUAGACACAGCCCUCCCCAAGAUGCGUGGGCGCUCAGCGCGGGCACCCUCAGUGUCUGCUGACCUGCUGCUUCUGGAACUGCUCGGGCGCUCUGGGUUGGCCUUCUCUUCCACCAGAAUCCCAUUCAGGGCGUUUUCAGGGGACACCGCACGGCAGCCCACUCUGAUUCAGUAAUGUGAACUGUUGAACUCAGAUCUGCCCGUGAGCUCUGUGCAUAAAUGUCUCCAGAAUCCCAGGGUGGGUCUCUCCCGCCAUUUUCGCGUUCAUGAAAAAUUAUUUUAAAAGAGGGAGCUGAAGACUACUGGUGCUUUUGUUAACACUUUUCUCUUACUGGUUGAUGUGAAAGAGUUAAAGCUAAAACACCAAAUAUUAACUCUUCCUCCUCAAGUGUCUCCAGGAACUAGAUGUUGAGGCCACCCUCGUUAAGCACCUUCUGAAUCAAGGUCCUUCAAACCGUGAGUCGAUCCCAAGACCAGCCUACACCAUGAGGCCAGGGGUGCGGUGCAGGCCAACUGCGUGGCCCCUUGGCACCACUUGGCAGACCUCGGUGCUUGUGUUGGGGAGCCGAGGCUCCUUUGAACUCUAGAGACUGUGGGGACAAUCUGGGGGGGGGGGGGCGCGGGAGAGGGCAGGUCCCUCUGACCCAGGAAGUGGGUGGCACCAGUCCUUCCUCUGGUCUCCCUUGGUACCCGACUGAGCAUGUUCUGGAAGACCCAGUCUCAGCCUCUGUGCCUUUAAAAGUCCGGUCCUCAGUGUCCUUUUGGAAUCGCGUUGGGGCUGCGUUUUCAUUGGGAAGUAAGCCUGGAUCAUUCCACAAGUCAAUCAUUGACCUUCUGCCUUUGAAGCUGCGUUUGCUCCUCAGCUCCUGACUUUGUAAACUGUGAUGCCCGUGCAUACUGUCUCACGUCGGAAAACGUUAGGUUCUUGUAGCCGCAGGAUUUCCUUUCCAAGUCCACGUCCGCGGCGGGGAUUCCGGGAAAUGCGCGCAAGAUCCAUCUCUUUUAGUCAGGCGUCGACCGUAACCGUCAGCAAGACCUGGUGGUUUGUCCCCUUAGUCGCUUGACAAGACUAUUUAGUGUCAUGGAACUAGAUUUUUAGAAAAGGAAUUGGAAUCGUGUCUCUGGUAAAUUGCGCGUGAAGUCCUCAGACGUAAGGUGCUAUUCAGUCCUACUGUCCUUCUCUUGGGACGCUUUUCGUUAGCGUUGCUCUGUUUUGUGUGGUGUGCGGGGAAGCUGCUGACUGGGGUGAGCCGUGCAUAUAGGACUCCCGAUGCUGACACACCUAAAAUGCAGUUUUUAAUCUCUAACUCGUCCAAGCCAGGUUUUGAGCAGUUUCUUGGCUGAUGGUCUAAUGACAAAACACCUUACCCUGUCCGGGAUGAUUUUAUUGCUUUCAAGUGGGGGAAAGAACCCAAUGCUAUUUAUUUUGAAAAUGCAUAGAAAUCCACCCUUACUGGCUCCUCUUGGCCCUCCCUUCUCCCAGUCUCUCCUUUUUGAAAGGCAGUGAGUGCGUCUUUCCCUCGGCAGAGGUGCUGGCUGCAGAGGGGAGGACACAUUCAGAAUUUCGGAUCUUCUUCCAAGGCAAAUGCACGCGUGACUAAAAUCCUGAGAGUAUAUAGUGUAGCACUAAAUGGAAAUUUGAGUCCUGAGUUUGAUAGUGGUUUUAAUGUAGUGGCUGAAGGUAUGAAUUCAUGUUUUGUAACUAUAGAGGCAAGUGAGUUUUUACUUUUUAAAAAGUUUUAAGAGAAUAACUGUUAAGUUUCUGUGCAGCAAAGUGGCUAAUUACUCAUUAAAUACAAGAAAAGAAUGUAGUGUCUAAAUCCAGAUUUUUCUUACCUCUGAUACACUUCAGAUUACUUACCUAAUAUGUAUUGAGGGGUUUUAACCCUGAGUUUUAUCAACUUUUCUAGUUUUAUUUUAUUUUUAUAAAAUAAUUGAAAAAGAACCAAAAAUGAAUUCAGAAGUUCCAUAGGUAGAUCUUGCCCCUUCUUAAUUUUCCCCCCACAAUAAAACAUUUUAGAAGAUAUUUUGAAUCCAAAUGUAUUGUGACCAUUGAAAGUUUACUAUUUUCUAAGCAGCUGAGCAGCUACAAGGGCCUCGUUUCAGGCGGUACUCUGCGUAUUGUCUACGGACUGUUUAUACCUGUGCGGUGGGUCUAUGUGACGACGUCUUGUGCUUGCAAUAGAGAAACCGUGCAGUGCUGUUUUGUAAAACUGAAAGUUCCUGUACAAACUAGUAUUUAUAUACAUUGGCCUCUCUGUAUAAUUUCUCAUUUGCUACAUGAAUUGUACAAUUAAUUAUAAAAUUAUAGUACCUGCUAAAUACAAUUCGGAGGCUUACGUCCUUGUCUUUUGUUCACUACCAUUCCGUGUGUUUUGAGGAUGUCCGAUGCCUGCAUGACGCGAGGUGGUAAUGCCACUUUAAAUCAAGCCUUAAUCAGAUGUUAAAAUUGUAAGUUUCAGAGUAUGCAAAAAUAUUAGGCAGGGUGGGUUUAAACUGUUCAGAUCAAGAUGCUAUAUCCUAAAUCAACCAGUCUCUUCUCUGGAGUUACAAAGGGAAACUUUCGGUGAUCCAGAUCCCUCUCUCGCGCUCUCUGGUCUGGCGUGGCCGUUGCCACUGCUCGAUGAAAACGGACCAUUGUGCAUUUCUGUGGCAGUCAAAAUGACCUAUUCUGAAAGUCUAGAGACUUUUUCAGGGUUACUUUUAAAUGUUUGUUUUUUUUUCCCUCCAGUCUGAGAUUUAUUUAUGGCAAAUGGAGAGUGUGAUUUGGGCAUGAAUCUUACUGAACCUGCUCACGUUCUAAGCUUUCUUCAGGUAGUGCCACCUGCCAUCGCUUCCGCAUAGGAUUAUCUGGAUUUUUGUUUUUGUAAAAGCAUCUUAAACUUAGACAUAAAAUGGAGGGGACCCAGCUUUCUUUACAAUGUGGAUCUACCUCAGUUACACAGUUGGGUGCUAUUUACUAAGUCUGUCAAAUCAAAUUGGAAAAAGUAACCAAACAGCAAGAUAUAACUCCACACAAAGCUUGAAAUCAUAAUUUCCGUUUAUUUAAUAAUCUUUUUAUUUAUUUUGUGCCUUUUGUGUUGAAUCCUAAUGCAUUGAAAAAAUCAGUAUGAAAUUAAAAUUCUUACAUUGCAGGUGGGGAGAAAAGCCCAAUUGGCCAUGGAAUUUGAUAGGUUGCCCCCAGCCAACAAGUAAGGUAGAACUGAAAUCCCAACUGCCCUCUUGUGAAAAGAAAAGAAAAAAAAAAAUUAUGUCCAAGAGCAAAUUAACAUUUUACAAACAAAUUCCAAACUCUUCUAUGCACGUACUUAAAGCUCUCUCUUCAUUUUCUGUGCCAAUGAAGGGGCAGCCAAGACAACUCCCACGCACUUAACUGUUGCGGGUUUUGCCAUCUGUGCCCCCCCCCCCCCCGCCACCUCUGGUGUAUUUUAUACAUUUAUUUCAUAAGCAGCAAAUGGACUGUUGUCGAUUUCGUCUCUCCUGGUGGAGGUGUUGGUGGCCAGGGGGGAGCCGGAGGAAGAGGGGGGUGCGGGAGCCACUGAAGUGUGGGGUGGGCCGUGGUGGGGUGGGGGGAGGCCUGCAUUCAGCAACAGCCCCGGGGUUGCCCUGAGUUAGGCAAGCUUUCUGGCAGGUGAGAAAGUUAAGGUAGGAGAUCGAUGACUUUCCAUGCUUUUAUAUUUGGCAGUUUACAAUUCUAGACUUUUCCUACUGUGGUGAUCUUUUUUAACUUAAUUGUUUGGAGGUAACACAAUAUUUUGGAGUCUUAAGAAUUUGAUUUUAUACCAAUAAGAAAUAAAAAUUAGGGAUCUUUCCUGUAGUGUAUAGUUUUACUAUUUUAAAGAGAUCUCUGAAUUUUACAAGAGAACCAACAUUCCUUAGUGGCAAAACUCUGAAAGUUGAUUUGGGAGGCUUUUUGCUGCAGGAUCUCCAAAAAAUGGGAUGAUUCUAGUUAAAUGUUCUCAUUGUUGAGCGUCCAUCGGGUCAGUACUUGAGCUCUAUUUUGUAGAGUCGCUCAUCCUUCGGUAUGCUGCAUAUACAGAUCGGCGCCGUUGCACUUUCUCAGUGGUGAGAAACGCCCCGCAAUUGGCUCACCAGUAAGCAUUCUGUUCUUUCACCUAACAAGAGUACUUUGGGGCAGGUGAUUAAAUUUAUAUAGGUACCUCAAGAAAAAGAACCUGAAUAUGCUGCAUUUUGUUUCUUUAGCUUUUAUAUGUAGCAUUUUGUUUUGCUCUUAUCAUUUUGUUUAGAUCUACGCUUUUUGGACCCCAAUAGACUGUUGGACGAGAUUUUAAAGUGACUCUUGUCGGGAUACAGGAUCCUUUGUUUUUGUCUUUUCAACUUCAGUAUCUGGUUCAAAGGUCGCCCACCAUUAGUGCUACUUCACCCAAAUGCACCUGCGAAAAAGGAUACCGUGUGCGUAGGCAGACAAUAAUGUUCCCAGUCCUUUCUGUUCAUGCUGCUUCCUUAAUUCUUUUCUCCGUGUCAUCAAGAGGUUGGAUGACUUGUUUCUAAGGUCAGACUUAAACAUCUUGGCAUCUUAAUGGCUUCAACACAGACCUCACAAAAUUGCCAUUGAGUAAGUAGCAUGAUCCUAAAGGAAGCGCUGGCAUCAGGCAGCCGGAUGGAUCUGGUCUCGGAAGAGCCAGUCUCCGCGUCUCUCCAUCCCCAGCCCUCACCCUCACCCGGCAGGUGGGGAGUGGUCUUGAUGGACGAAAGACAAACUGGUGAAGAAUGCCAAAGGCUGAGACACUGAGCAUCUAUUGUCACGUUCAAGCUUAGCUGGGUCCUUUCGAGUUUGUUUUACAGCUUACUAGGUUAAGUAGUUUGCACUAUUUUUGCAAUAAAUUCAUGGAAAACCUAACAGUUACUUGUUUUGUUUCUUACUGUGUGUAUAUAAACUAAUACUAAAAGUUUGGCAUAGUGUUUUUUCACCUCCUUACAUAACCCUUAACAUGCACAGAAUGCUGUAAAUCUGAUAAAAUAUGAUGUGAAUGAUAUUUUAUAAAGUUAUUUUGUAUGGUGUCAAUUUUGUUUUGCCUCAUAGUAUGUCAGCAAAAAAUAAAAUAAAAUUCCUCAUAUUUACA